CAAGGAGUGUCAGGGUUGCACAGUAGUACAUUUUCCAUGGGAAGUGAGGACAUCCACGGCUUCCUGUGGCUGAUGUAACCCCCCCUGAGGACCUUUUGGAGGACAUUUCUGCAAGGGACCAGAACGGCGGGUUGGUGCUUGAGGAAAAAGUGCCAUAAUUGCCAGCUUCAUCGAUCCCCCAAGAAGGGUCCAACGCCACCCCGCCCUGCCCCGCAGAUGGUGCUCAGCCUGGCCAUGGACUCCAGAGAGGAUGGGGACAGCUGGAUGGAAGAACAGUGGGAGAAAUGGUUAACUCGUGACAUUAGUCUGAAUGAAUAUGACGAUGAUGACCUAUCAGAAGUGACAGAAAUCACUGAUGAGAAUGGCAGCAUGCUUGACCACCUUGAUCUGGACUUUAAAGAUCACGUGACUCAGCCGGCCAAUGGAGCGCCGAGGAGCGGCCGGAGGAGGGGGGUGGUGGAACUGCAGACGGAGAUGCUCCACUUGGACCUAAUUGAUGCAGAGGGAGGAAUCCAGGAAGAAGGGGAGGAAGAGGAGAACGACAGGCGGCUAGAGCUCGUCGAUGCCGUGGAUGACAACCACAGAGAGGAACAGGGAGCUGGGCUGCCUGUCAUCCAGCCGAAGCUGAAGGAUUUCAUCCCUCCUGUCGCCAUGGAUACCUAUCGGCCCAAGAGACCCACCACCUUGAAUCUUUUUCCCCAAGUGCCAAGGACUCAGGAUACAAUAAAUAACAAUUCAUUCGGUGACAAAGACCGGAGGAAAGAGAAAAAAACUCAUUCUUCAUCACCACACAUUAAGGGGGAUGUGGCGCCCAAACCUGAGAAGGUCGGCCUGACCGAUGGAGACAAAGUUCAGGCCAGGGCUGAUGCCAAACCAAGAGGCCCCGCCUCCACCACAAAGAGAGCUGGAGCCAAGCAACAGGACAAAGAGUCUUUGAAGAACCCCACCACAAUGGCGCCCAACACGCAGGCGGUUAAGAGGGAAAAAUCUAGGCAGGUGAUAGAGGCCGUCGUUGACUCUGGAACCGUUUGCAAGGAAAAAGCCCAUUAUCACACUGUGAACGGCUAUCGGGAACAAGUGCAGUAUCCUGUUGAGAAUGGGGGUCCGUGUGACCCAUCUGUUGACAAAAACAAGGACUAUCAAAUAUCAGAAGGAAAUGCCACGGAGGAGAUCCACCUCACGCCCGUCAACGACGAGCACGAGCGACCUUUUCUGUCCCAGAGCAGCGACAGCAAUCGUAUGUCCAUCAGUUCGGACACGGAGUUACCUCCCCUACACUAUUAUCCAUUAGCAGGUUGCGCAAACCCAUCUAUUAGUGAGGAGGAUGAGGUAUACCCACCUACUCCCCCUUGCAGGACUGUAAGUCUCAGUGACCCGGGUGACAAUAGCCAGUGGACUCAAUCUCACAAGUCUAAAGCGGCAAAAGAGGACACAGGGACUUCAAAGACCUCGGCGGUCAGCACGGACGCCUCCGGACUGACGUACGACUCCGUAAAGUACACUUUGGUGGUGGAUGAGCAUGCUAAACUUGAGCUAGUGAGCAUCAAAGACUGCUACAAAGGUUACGAAAGCGACAGCGACAAUACCGUCUACGAGUCUGCCAUCGAUGAGGAUGAGGAGGAUCAGGAGGUAGAUGAAGAUGAAGAAUCGGGAGCGAGGAGCAUGAGGAGAGACACUUCGUGCUUGACAGACACGACCACAGACACCACCUCAGACAUGCCACGGUCCCGCAAGUUCAUGAAUGUCUUUGGGAAUGGACGGUCGCGGUUUUCUGGUGCUGAGUUUGGACACUUUUCGUGUGUUAUUAAUGGAGAGGAAAGAGAACAAAGCCACAGGGCAGUCUUUAGGUUUAUUCCUCGCCAUGAUGAUGAGUUGGAGUUGGAGACGGACGACCCCUUACUGAUAGAGUUUCAGGCGGAAGAUCUGUGGUGUGAGGCCUACAACAUGCGCACGGGAUCCAAAGGCGUCUUCCCUGCAUUUUACGCCGUCAAGGUCACGAAAGAUGAAGACACGAAAGAGGUUAAAGGUGAAUGGUUGGAUAAAUUCUGGGUGAAGUUCCUCGGUUCUGUUCAAGUGCCGUUUUACAAAGGGAAUGAUGUGCUUUGUGCCGCUAUGCACAAGAUUGCAUCAAACAGAAGAACAAUGCAGUUUAGCCCCCCCUCUCCUUGCAUUCUGGAAAUCAAUACAAGAGGAGUUAAAAUCAUUGUUCAGGAUGACUGUCGGACUUCUGGAAGGGGUGAAAAGUGUUUCCACUAUUUUCAGUUAAAAAACAUCUCAUUUUGUGGAUGUCAUCCGAAAAACAACAAGUAUUUUGGACUAAUAACAAAACAUCCAGCAUGCCAGAGGUUUGCCUGCCACGUUUUCUUUUCAGAAGAUACCACCACAAAGCUGGCCACAUCUGUAGGGAAAGCCUUUCAACAAUUCAGCAAACAACACAUGGAAUAUUCCUGUCCGACAGAAGAUAUUUUUCUCGAAUGACCUUCCAGCUCUUCGUCUUUCCGCAUUAUCACAUACUAUAUGAGGUGUCGCAUGAUGGUGGUUUCAAGCCUCUUUGUAAUGUGUCAUGUUAAUGAUUUAAUUUUGAUGUCUAUUUAAGACAAAUGCUAAAAUCAGAAAAAACACCCAGUGUGUUUACGAAACAGAUAUUGGCUACAAUGCAACUACGUUCGCCUCUUAUUACCUGAGUAUUACUGACUGGUGUAAAGCCUUACAAAUACGUUCAAUGUGAUCUGUAAAAGAUGUUAUUGGUUAAUUUGUGCAAAGCUUGGUUUUGAAAUUGUUCAAAGCACAAUGUUUAAAGCAUUUAAAAUCAACACAAUGUAAGGAGAUUUUACAGCUUUUCAAAGCUUAUCCGAAACCAAAGCUAUACUGGACAUACUUUCCAGGACAGUUGGUUUAUCAUGAAAUCAUGCUCAAAGUACCCAGUCUGGUGUGAAAGGUCUCCCUGUUAAGGGUAACAUCUCUGGGUUAGUAGUAGUACCACAUUUAACCUGGGUUAUAAAGCACUGCCCCUGAGAACUGAGGUGCCAAAGGUAUACAGUGGGAAUUACUUAUCCUGGGUACAUUACGAAAAUCACCCAUGCUUAACAGUUUUAGGUGUGAAAAGCCCCAUUCUGUUAUACUUAAAAUAAUGUCAUUUACACAGUUUAUCUUGGUCAGAUGCACACUAUACAUCUAUUUAUGCAUCACAAAUAUAAUAUGGCAUCCUUGCUUUCCUCUGUGAAUGCGUUUUGUUUUAUGUAUUCAACAUUUAUGUGUACAAAUAAUUUUGCUCUGUUAAACAGAGCGUAGUCUGGGCCUAUUGAUUUUGGUUCAAUCGAAGUACCCCUGAAGUAUGUAGCUGUGAAAACCAAAUAAUUUUAUUUACUUUUCAACAUAUUAUAUCAGAUAUCUUAUUUAUAAUUAUAGCAAAAUAGAAAUAAAUCUUAAAAUAUAUUAUUUUGGCACCUAAAAAAAACAUAUAUAAGGAGAAUGAUAUACAACAGUACUGCAGAGCUACUGUCACAAUGACAGACAUAUAAAUGGUGCUGAAGAAUAUGGCGGCUUGGUUAUGAAAAGUUUGUUUUGUCGUUUUGUUUUGUCCUCUGAUGUUUCAAGAAAUGAAUGUUUCAGAUUCAAGACCCACAGUAGAUCCGUCUCCACUAAUCCUUUCAAAAUGGUACAACCUCACAGCAUGCGCUUCGAAGUAACUUAAUGCAAUAUGAGCAAAAUCUUGUCAACUGAAUGGACAGACCUACAGUAAUGGUAUUCUGUAAAACAGCAUUUUACUGUUUGUAAAGAUGUUUCAGUAGAGACGGCCAUUUUGAAAGGUAAUAUCAAGUUAUUUGUACCAUUUGUGUCUGCAAAAAACUGACCUUGCAAAAUCACAAGUUGUGCCUAUUUCUUUUUAAUUUAUCACUGUACUUUUUUUGAAUGAUCAUAACUGUUCUGUGGGACCCAUGAAAUUAAAUCCUAUUUGUAAAUGUAUUGUCCUUGUGUAUAUUUGCGAAGAGAGCAACUAAAAUAACAAGUGAUAUUUGCAUUUAUAUACAGUAGCCUACUGUACAAAAGUCUAAGGCCACCACCAGCAAAGUUUUAAUAACCAUCCAUAUCUAUUAAGAUACAAAC
Molecule: messenger RNA, 4107 nt
Organism: Paramisgurnus dabryanus
Lineage: Eukaryota; Metazoa; Chordata; Actinopteri; Cypriniformes; Cobitidae
Source: RefSeq, a predicted model, not a curated record